UGAACAAUAUGGCCGCCUCCAGCCCCAGGCUUUUGGCGUGGAGGCAGCUCCUGAAAAUUUUAUCAAAUUCACAAGGAACGACGAUUAAUCUUAACUCAAGAUGUGGUUUCCAUUGCUCUGGGACGACACACGAAAAGCUCACUGUAGAUCCGUUUGGUUCUGGAGACAAGGCGCGGAAGAUCAGUAAUGCCAUGAAGGCCUACCUGGAAACAGCUGUCAAAUACGAAAAUCAGAAGGACAAUCUGACAGCUGAUUAUGAUCUUGGGCGACGACAUCUUGCCAACAUGAUGGGCAUUCACCAUGACGAUUUCACAAAGGAACAUGCCAAGAUUGCGGUCAGGUACCUCAUGCCGUCGGGAAUGUUUGACAAAAGAGCUCAUCCCCACUUGUUGGAAGCAGAUGAAGUCCUUCCCCACAAAAAGAAGGCACAGUUUGGUAGGGAUGGUCGACCGUUCCAUCCUAUGUUUUACACGACGAAGCCUAACUACUACCAGUUCAUGCAUGACAUUGUACAAAAGAUACAGAACCUGGAUAAUAAAAUGGAUGAAAGCACAUCCCUUUUAAAAAAGUCAGACCCUCCUUCGAGUGUGAUGACAUCUGAAUGGCUGAGCUUUUCCGAUUUCAAAUUACAAACAAGGGAGACAAUUAACCAAUCAGAUGUAAGUCUUUUU
Molecule: messenger RNA, 671 nt
Organism: Mizuhopecten yessoensis (Yesso scallop)
Lineage: Eukaryota; Metazoa; Mollusca; Bivalvia; Pectinida; Pectinidae
Product: 28S ribosomal protein S9, mitochondrial-like
Exons: 7
Source: RefSeq, a predicted model, not a curated record